Molecule: messenger RNA, 753 nt
Organism: Saccharomyces paradoxus
Lineage: Eukaryota; Fungi; Ascomycota; Saccharomycetes; Saccharomycetales; Saccharomycetaceae
Gene: DOC1
Product: anaphase promoting complex subunit DOC1
Exons: 1
Coding region: 1-753 (250 amino acids)
Biological process (GO): anaphase-promoting complex-dependent catabolic process; protein K11-linked ubiquitination
Cellular component (GO): anaphase-promoting complex
Source: RefSeq, a predicted model, not a curated record
AUGGGCUCGACGGGAACGAACGAAAUGUUAGAUCAUUUAGCACCCUCAGAGCUUAUCAAGCCUGUUAAGAGUUGCCAUAAAAAGCCACCCGUGCUGGUAUUGGACGACAGAGUUGUAGAUGCUGCAACCAGGGAACUUUAUGUGAACGGGUUCCAAGAAGAAGUCCAAUAUCAGAAUCUUACACCGGAAAACUUGCAACAUAUGUUUCACCAGGGCAUUGAGCUAUUGGACUCGGCAAGGAUGAUCAACGUGACACAUUUGGCGCUUUGGAAGCCUUCGUCUUUUAAGCUGGGGAACCCUGUGGACCUUGCUCUAGAUGAUAACUACGAAACGUUUUGGCAGAGCGAUGGAGGACAACCACACCAAUUGGACAUUAUGUUCAGCAAGAGAAUGGACAUCUGUGUUAUGGCUCUUUUCUUCUCGAUGGUUGCAGACGAGUCAUAUGCCCCAAGCCUGGUGAAGGUUUACGCGGGGCAUAGUCCAUCUGACGCAAGGUUUUACAGGAUGCUUGAAGUGAGAAAUGUGAAUGGUUGGGUGGCACUAAGGUUUCUAGAUAACAGGGAGGACGACCAACUACUGAAAUGUCAAUUUAUCAGGCUUUUAUUUCCUGUGAACCAUGAAAACGGAAAGGAUACUCAUCUGAGAGGCAUAAGACUAUAUGUUCCAUCUAAUGAGCCACAUCAAGAUACCCAUGAGUGGGCACAAACCCUUCCAGAAACCAACAAUGUCUUCCAAGAUGCUAUAUUACGCUGA